AUGCUACUUAUAAACACUUAUGUUCAGAAAGACGGUUUGAGCCUUGAGGAGUUCCCAGGUUCUGGAAGACAGUACCACUAUUCUCCUAUGAUGCCAAUAAACCUCUCACGUCGGCAGUUCAAGUUACUGUACAACUUAAUUCCAUAUGAUGACGACAUGGAAUCUUUCGAGACAUCUAAGGAAGUCGAUGGAGAUCUUCCUCCUAAAAGAAAUAUCCUCUGUAUAAGCAAUAAGGGCAUUAAACCCGAUCGCUUUGAGUUUUCAUCCUGUUCCGUAGAAAUCCUGCUUGACUUACUUGGUCUGCUCUUCCAGCAUCUAAUUCUCGAUCCCAAUAGUCACAGUGAUUGUCCGACGGCCACGAGCCUCACUGACCAGGACUACAGGCAUAUUCAGUCUCGUUUAUUCGAGACUUUAAAUGUCAACCAGUUUGACUUCCUCUCCAGCAGAUUGACAGAAAAACUGAUGAUGCAUUCUCGCAACCUUUGGGCUGUUCUCUCGAGUGACGGUAAUUUAAAUGAUUUGAAGCCCCUGGGUCAACAUAUUUCUGAGACUUGCGGACAAGCCCAAGCAGUAUCGUCCUGUUGUUGCUCGGAUACUUUGUUAGAUUGGUGCCAUGACCUUACCAGGCGGGCGCUCUUUCUUUUUCCAGUCGAGGCAAGGUUCGAGUUCUGGAGAGCAAGCUGUCUUGGUAUUGGCAGGUUAGAAAUAGAGGAUGAAUUCCCAUUAUUAAUUAAGGAUUAG
Protopolystoma xenopodis is the source of this 741-nucleotide messenger RNA. Lineage: Eukaryota; Metazoa; Platyhelminthes; Monogenea; Polystomatidea; Polystomatidae. The record is from the annotation of a GenBank genome assembly.